UUGUCAAAGUGGCAUACCUUUACCUCGUAGUUCCGCAGUGCAUUGACGCACCUCUCGGCGGUGCCAGUGAUUUGAGCAGAGCAGGUGUAAGGUUACUGUUUGGUGAAAACAGGAAAACCCGCUGACCCAACUUCAACAACGUGACCGCUCUAAAAUAUGGCCGACGAGAAGAGUCUUCACUCCGCGAUUGUAAAGUAAUUCCCCUUCGUCCACCUGGACGUAAGAGAAACCCAAACAACGAGAAAAGUUCGGAAAAUGAGUGAUCAUGGGCGCCGUCCAAGGAGAAAUUCACCGGAGCCAGAUUCACCGAACAGCCGUACAGAGUGUUGCCCAGAGCCGGGAUGUUUGGAGGAGGACAAAGAGAUAGCUUCCCAAGCCGUUUUGUUUGUUAUCAACGGUGCGAGGAAAGGAGCCGUUCAUCUCUGCUCAAGCAUAGCAGAAUUACUCCGAGAAAAUCGUCGUUUACAGAGGAUAGUGGAGGCCCAGAGGGCUGUCAUUGAGCAGCUGAGGAGCGCCACUCCGGUUGUCCGAGGUCCGGCAUCGCCCGGUGGAGCUCAGACCCGCGCCCCCCACACCCCCUCCAGCUCCUCCAGCCAUUCCUCCCCCUCCCUCUACCUGUCCACCUCCCAGGCAGCCGUGUUAUGCCUCAGCGUGGCCUUUUCUGUCACUCUCCCUCAGGACACCAGUGUCUCAUCCUCGCCCACCUCGAGAAGGAGCAGUCUCUCACCCGGGGCCCGCCCCCCCAGUCUCCCACCCCUGGCAUCGCCCCAGCCCAGUGACCUCACACUGCACCGGAAGGUGACAGCAGAUCACGUUCAAGUAGCAAUGCACCAGAUGGAGUGUCCGAGGUUGCCAACCCCCCUCGUAGACCCCUGUUCCAGCUCCCCUCACUUCCGGAGGAGAGACUCACGCACACGGCACAGUGAGGCCAGGAAGAGUGAAGGAAGCACUAAGGAACAGUAUUCUCCAGACAGUGAUGCACUAACCUCAGGCAAAAAACACAAGAGAAAGGAGAAACACGUAAGUGGUGACGUGACAGAGGAACCAGGGGCUGAGAGGAUGCCUGCUGACCCGGGAGAGGACCAGAGGGGUUCUCCUCCACACCCUCGUGCCUCAGAGAGGCCAGACUCCACGGUGCUGAACAGGAAGAAGCAUCGUUUGAAGCUGAAUGACCGUGUGGUGCUGGACAGGAAGCAGAAAGGGGCCGUCCGCUACAUCGGACGUCUGGAGACCGCAGCCAGCAGCGAGGUCUUUAUCGGCGUGGAGCUGGACACGGCCUGUGGAGACAAUGAUGGAACCCUGAGUGGGAGAAGGUAUUUCAAAUGCAAGCCCAGUCAUGGUACUUUUGUCACAAUAUCACAAAUUAAGAAGCUCUCCAAGCCCACUGGUUCCUGUGACGACCGUGACAGCCACGCGAACAGGCCAGACUCCAGCGACUCGGAGGGAGGGGGGAGCUCUGCCCCCAGGAAGAGCCCCAAAAACAGGCUCCGCAGGACGAGGAACCUGAUGGACAUCAACGCGCUGGUCCACUGCGACCCUGAACCACGGGGCAGCAGAGCGGGGCGAGAGGGUGUGUCCUGACCUGGAAGAGGGAGACUGGGCUGUGUCUCUCCCAGAGUCUCGCAUACGCACAUGCACACAACUACGAUCUGCUCUGAAGGAUUCAGCAAGGACUGAACACUUCCAGAGGCUUCCAUACUUACCAGAAUCUAUCCCAUGGUCCUCGGACAGGUCGUCUCAUCCUCUGCCGCCCCAAUCAAAUGGGACCCUAGGGUAAAGGAACCUGCCUGCUGAUCUCAUUAAGCUGUGGGGAUGAAGACUCCCUGAGAACAGGUAGUUUCUCCAAAGCAUAUCUUUCAGCACGAGAGAAAAUGUUUUCUCAAAGUAGACUAAUAUGUUGUGCACUGAUGGACACAGAAAGUGCAAAUGCAGUGUUUAAGGUCCUUUUUUUCACCAAGAUGAAAUAACUCAGAAGCCAGACUUUGCACUCGCACAACCUUACCAGAAAAAUGACCCUUUUAAAGUUGGACCGAAAGUAUCGACUAAAGGACAUUUUUCUCAGUGCUUCUGAUGACAGGAUCUAAAACCUUGACUGAAACCUUUGACUUUUUUUUUUUUUUUAGCAGUUAAAUGUGGCUGUAGCAGCAGGCCACAGAGGAGGCAGCUAGCACGUCUCUCUGACGGGGCAGCCAAUGCCAGGGUUUAGCACAAAUUCGGGGGCGUUUCUGUCACCUGUUCAUUUCGGAUCGACUUGCUUCUAUCCAAGUGAAGUCAAGCCCAUUCUCAAAAGUUGCAGGUACAAAGAUGGCUUGAGGCAAUGAAACCGCAAUAAAGACGCACUUUAACUGAAAAAGGUCUGGCUUGUUCAGUCUGUCUGCGGGAUUU
Molecule: messenger RNA, 2385 nt
Organism: Megalops cyprinoides (Indo-Pacific tarpon)
Lineage: Eukaryota; Metazoa; Chordata; Actinopteri; Elopiformes; Megalopidae
Product: CAP-Gly domain-containing linker protein 2-like
Exons: 11
Coding region: 256-1581 (441 amino acids)
Source: RefSeq, a predicted model, not a curated record